Molecule: messenger RNA, 2208 nt
Organism: Gregarina niphandrodes
Lineage: Eukaryota; Apicomplexa; Conoidasida; Eugregarinorida; Gregarinidae
Exons: 2
Coding region: 1-2208 (735 amino acids)
Source: RefSeq, a predicted model, not a curated record
AUGUACCGGAACCAGUUGGAUCGGUAUGAGGAUCAGUUGUUGAGCCUUCGGAAUUACUCCACUUUGGCUUCCACGUUGCAUGACGAAAUAAACGCGUUCCGACAGUGCGUAGCAGACGUAAAGGGUUCAUUCAUAAAAGAUGACUAUUGCGUGGCGGUUAAGGUGGAGGCGGACAGUCGUCGAGUGAAGGAGGGUAUCCGGCAGACGGAGGACUGGCGACGGUUGUGCGUGUUUACGACCCCUGAGAACUAUGAUUUGCGUUCGAUCUCGGUUUUGCGUGCGAAUUUUGUGGUCCUACACCGUUUGGUGCGCGCAAUUGAUUUGGUAGACGCUGCGGGGGGCGCGGAGGUGCCAUUGGAGACCUGUCUCAAGGAAUUGGAAAAGGUGCAGACGCCGGUGGUGAAUUUACACACUGUGCGUCAUACGGACGCUCAGGGCAAUCUGGUGCCCCUGAUUCCUAAGACGUUGGACGUGCUGCAGACGCACAUCGAACACCUCUUCAAGGCCUGGGUGUUGCGUCUCUCGCCGGGUUAUCGAGACCGCCAAGGCGUCAUCACGGAGGCCGGGUCUCCCUCAGCCACGUCCGGGUCUGCCUCUGGGUCGCCCCUUUCACAAUCAUUUCCGCCCGGCACAUUUCCACCCGCCACAUUUCCAACCGCCGCAUUUCCACCCGCCACAUUUCCACCCGGGUCCAUGGAUACGGACCUGCCGGCGUCUGUAGGGACGGGGGUUACGGUUGUGGGUCCACCAAUUUCGGCGGAGUCGGUCACAGUGGAGUGGCAAUUGUUAUUUAUGUUUGUGAAGUUGAUUAAGAGCAGCACGACCUACGUUGAUGGGAUCACACGUUCGUUGGUGGUGUAUCGCGGUGCUGAGUGGCGUAUGUUGCUUAAUGAGGCGAGUGAGAUUGACCAGUCGAGCGACCUGAUCACGAGUGUCUUAGGAUGGCUCGUGAACAUGUUUAAGGAAGAAAAGCGUUUCGUCGAGCAGUAUUUCCACGUGCUGAAGUGUGAGUGCACCUGCAAACGGUGUUGGAAACUCGAAACAGCCGCGCAUGGUCCCGACUGCUCAGCAGACGAACUGGGUCUGCUGGAAGUCGGCAAAGUUUCAGAUUAUUUGCAACUACUCUUCAACAAGGAAUUGAUGGGAAGUGUCCACCAAAUCUGGAAUAGACUUCCGGGAUUCAAUCUCGACCUCCGGAACAACACCUUUGGAGGUCGCUCGUUCAGAGAUGAUCGCUCGUUCAGAGAUGAUCGCUCGUUCAGAGAUGAUUUAUUAGGAGACGAUUUGGGUGACAACUCCUUCGCACCUAGCUUGCCACCCCUCCGAGAAAAUGUAGCGGCAGACGAUCGGCAGACUGCCGUCUACUAUUACAAGAUGGUCGACAUCUUGGACCUGAAUGUACACAAAAUAGUGGUUUUGCUCGACCACGAUUCUGAUGCUCUGGUCGUGAAAUAUUUACGGUGUCUGAAAGGAAGCCUGAUGAACCUGUACCGCGGCUGUGUGGAGCGGAUCUGUGGGGAGAUAGGAGAGUUCCUACUGGACACACACGUGCCAGCGAUUCCGCCGGUGAUGAAGGCUGCAGUCUCUUUUGUGAAGGCAAUCAUCGAUGAAAGUGUGGCACAAAAAGCGCGGCGCGCGAAAUUGGACGAAAAGUUGGACAGCCACAAGUUGACCGAUAGGUUGUCGGUUGCGGAGUCGGUUGCGGAGUCGGAGUUAAUUGAGACGAUUGACCGAGUGUAUAACACAAUAAUAAAUUCUGCGCGUGUGCAAACACAGAGUCAGGAAAUAUUGCUGGUGAAUCUGUACGACUAUCUGUUCCGUAGUCUGCCAGCGCAGACGCACCCGAAUCUGCACAAUGUAUUGAGUGUGUUGGUACAGGACGCGGCCGCGCAGUUGGCGAUUAAAGAGAGCUGUGUUUUCCUCUCGACAUAUGACCUGCUAAAGUACGUCCGUGUCAACCGUGCUACGGGCGCUGUUCACACGACUGGUGCACUUGACGAGGCCCUCCCCGCAGCCCUUUUCCUCUUCGCCGACGCAGUCGCCAAACUCUACCUACCUGAACUACUCAAACUCGCCUCCGAGCAAGCUCGCCGACUCAUCCAAUUAAAAACCAACGAAAUACUCAGUACCGCCUACGCACUUCUCCGAUCCAAACUGACUGACGCACAGGCCACCUCUUUGCCACCAACUUUACUCACACACUCUUAA